AUGCUCACCAAAAACAUAGUUGAAGGUGCAAAAGACGCAGUGGACGUCGACAAACUGUUGCAGUCCUGUUUAGAAACGGACGAUGUAAAGACAAUUUCGACCUCUGUCCGAAACAUGGACGGAAGUGUCGCUGCAGAACUGUUAUUAAAAAUGAUUCCGCUAUUGUCCACGCGAAAAUAUACGUCUUUGCCGCUGUGGAUGCAUUGGAUGAUUGUUACUCACGGUGGAUAUUUGACGACGGUCACAGAAGUUCAAGAACCACUUGUAAAACUUCGUGAACAGCUUCUUCUUUGCUUAAAAAAUGUUUCGUACAUAACGACCCUGCGUGGUCGGCUAGAUAUGACUCUGGGUCAGGCCAAGCUGCGUAGACAAAGCUUUUCGGAGCUUUCCAAUCAGGACGAAGACGAUGACCUUGAUUCUGAGGAAGAUUUGUCUUCGAACGAUGAAGAUUCACAAGAAGAAUAUGAGAUCCAGGUUGUUGACGAAAGCUUGGGUGACGCCAAUUCGGCUGACGAAGACGAGGAUGAUGAAGAUGAGGCGGAUGAAGAGCUUGCGGCCGAUUCUGUGACAGACAAAUCCUCUACUUCUAAUCAAGAAAGCACAGAACAAGGUUCUCCGGAGUCUCAGCAAAAUGAUGAUGAAGACGAAGAAGAGAAUGGAGCAUCUUCUUCGGAGGACGAUCUGGACGACACCCUUCCAGAUGGACAAUUCUUCAAACCACAGACAAACAGCUAUGUCAGCAUUGAAAGUCCCCGCAAAAAGGUUGCCAAAGCUGUCAACUAA
Molecule: messenger RNA, 783 nt
Organism: Schizosaccharomyces japonicus yFS275
Lineage: Eukaryota; Fungi; Ascomycota; Schizosaccharomycetes; Schizosaccharomycetales; Schizosaccharomycetaceae
Product: ribonucleoprotein complex
Exons: 1
Coding region: 1-783 (260 amino acids)
Cellular component (GO): nucleus
Source: RefSeq, a predicted model, not a curated record